AUGGCAGAACCACCAGUUUCCGCCCGCGACGCUGCUGCGCUGCAUGGCGCGCGCGUCGCGUCCUCCUCCGCUGCAGGGGCGCCAUCGGCAUCUGCAAUUCCGAAACUCGAGGCCGGCCCAUCACGCGUCCCGCCCCCUCCUUCGGGCGUCAAGGCCGCGCCGAUCCUCAAUGGAACAGCACCGCGCCAGGCGUUCCCGAAACGCCUGCUUGCACGGUAUUUGCGUGCAUUGGAGGCGCGCCCGCUGCGCACCAAGAUGAUAACCAGCAUGUGUUUGUUCGCCACGGGCGACACGCUCGCUCAGUUCGGCAUUGAGGGCCGCCGGCUGCCAUGGUCCAAACGAGAAGAGGAAGGGGAGAAGAAUGACGAGGUGUGGGACCCGACGCGCGCAGCGCGACUCAUGUUCUAUGGGUGUUUCGUAUUCGCGCCGUUUGCUCAUAACUGGAUCAACCUGCUCGAGCGGGUCAAGUUCCCGUCGCGCUUGAAAACGCUGGCGGCGCGGGUUACUCUCGAUCAGGUUGUUUGGGGACCGUUCAUUGUGUGCUUGUUCUGGACUUCGAACGGGUUCCUCGAGGGCAAGACUCCGGCCGAGGUCAAGGCCAAGCUUGACAUGGCCUUCGUCCCCGUCUACACCAAGUCGCUGAUGGUGUUCGGCCCGACUGCGCUGGUCAACUUUGCCUUUGUGCCACUGCAGCACCGGUUACUGGUGGGCCAGAGUGUGGGACUGGGAUGGAACACCUACCUCUCCUACCUCAACCACUUGAACAACAAGCGCCUCGCGGCUGCGGCUGCAGCGUUGUCGACGGCCGAGCUGCGCGAAGCGGAGGAAAUUGCGGCGCACCACGAUGCUACAGCAGCACAUGCCGAUGUCGAGCUGCAGCGGGCAGUGAUGGACAAGGCGCGUGCGCGCAAGGAGAAGCUUCUGCAGUCGCAGGGCGGUGGCGCAACUGGUGUGGGUACGCGUAUGGGUGUAUAG
Cutaneotrichosporon cavernicola is the source of this 975-nucleotide messenger RNA. RefSeq lists its product as uncharacterized. Gene Ontology annotation, cellular component: membrane; mitochondrion; cytoplasm. The record is from RefSeq and is a predicted model, not a curated record. NCBI's taxonomy places the organism in Eukaryota, Fungi, Basidiomycota, Tremellomycetes, Trichosporonales, Trichosporonaceae. Bases 1 to 975 code for a protein of 324 amino acids. The transcript is spliced from 4 exons.